This is a messenger RNA of Morus notabilis, 1605 nucleotides long. Its product is annotated as probable WRKY transcription factor 15. Gene Ontology annotation, biological process: regulation of DNA-templated transcription. The record is from RefSeq and is a predicted model, not a curated record. Lineage: Eukaryota; Viridiplantae; Streptophyta; Magnoliopsida; Rosales; Moraceae. Gene Ontology annotation, molecular function: sequence-specific DNA binding; DNA-binding transcription factor activity. The transcript is spliced from 3 exons. Bases 188 to 1171 code for a protein of 327 amino acids.
UCCUCUCCUCUUUAUCAUCAUCAUCCAAAUACCCAACACAAAAAAACACUCUUCCUUCCCCAAAUUCCCCUUUGCCUCGUUUUUCCAUUCAACACUUUUCUCUCUUUUAGUCCACUUUCUUUCCUCAAACAAAAAAAAAAAAAAAAAAAAAAAAAAGAAGAGAAGAAAUUCUCUUUGUUAUGCAGAGAUGGCCGUGGAUUUCAUGGGCUAUAGAAGCAGCGAGAAUGUCACCUCCAAGCUAGAGGAGUGCGCCGUCCAAGAAGCCGCCUCGGGUCUCGAGAGCGUCGAGAAGCUCAUCCGACUGCUCUCCGACCGCCACGUGGAGAUCGAGACCAUGGACUGCAAGGCCGUCGCCGACGUCGCCGUUUCCAAGUUCAAGCGGGUCAUCUCCCUCCUGGGCCGCACCCGCACAGGCCACGCCCGCUUCCGCCGCGCCCCCUUGGUCCAAGCCCAAGCCCAAGCCGACAAACCCAUUGAUACCUCAUCCGUAUCCCAAUCCGCAUCUACAAGAAUCUACUACGCGACGCCGAUUCAGCAGAUCCCUCCCCCUCCCCCUCCCCCUCCGCCGCCUCCGCCGCCGCCGACGAAGGAGUCGUCCUCGACCACCAUAAACUUCUCGUCAUACUCCUCCGCCGGCCCUGCCGCCACGACGGCGACGACGUCGUUCGUCUCGUCGUUGACCGGCGACACCGAGAGCAAAAACCAGCAGCAGCCGUCGUCGUCGUCGCCGGCUUUCCAGAUUUCCAACCUCUUGUCGGCCGGAAAGCCGCCGCUUUCGUCAACCACGACGACGUCGUUGAAGAGGAAGUGCAGCUCCGAGAACCUGGGCUCCGGAAAGUGCGCCAGUGGGUCCUCCGGUCGAUGCCAUUGCUCCAAGAAAAGCAGGAAACUGAGGUUGAAAAGGGUCGUUAGGGUUCCGGCAAUAAGCUUGAAGAUGGCGGAUAUUCCACCGGACGAUUACUCUUGGCGAAAGUACGGACAGAAACCCAUCAAAGGUUCUCCACACCCAAGGGGAUAUUACAAGUGUAGUAGUGUAAGGGGGUGCCCAGCGCGUAAACACGUAGAGAGAGCGCUUGACGAUCCUUCAAUGCUUGUUGUGACCUACGAAGGCGAACACAAUCACUCUCUUUCUGUAGCGGAGACGUCUAAUCUCAUACUAGAGUCAUCUUAGAUAACGUCGGCCAAAAAACGACAAUGUUUUUGCCAGGUCUUUUGCCGUUUCAAUUUUCGAGAAAAGAGAAUCUUUGAUUGUUGUUGUAGCACUAGUGGGGGGAAAAGCAAAACAGUAGUACCAACUCGACUUUGGACUCGGUCAGAAGAAACUCAUCAGCUUUUUUUAUCUCGAAGGAGAUUUUUUAGUGGGUUAGUUUUAAUUUUUUUUUUAAAUUUCCCUGUACAAUAUAGAAUAUAUCAUUAUGGCAUGGGAUUCUCUCUUUUUCUCUAAUUAUUGUAUUAUUAAAAAAAAGGAAGAAAAAGAAGAAAAGAACAAAGCUUGUGAAAUAGGGCGAAAUAGUCCAAUGUGAAAUCAGAGGAAGAGAGAAGUUUUUUUUUUUUUUUUUUUUUGUUGGAUUUGGUUAUUGAAUUGCAUUGCAUUAGCCAAAAAGG